AUGAACCUGACAGAGUUUAUUCAGUCUGAUCGCUGUGUGCAUUUCUCCUGUCCAGAGAGAACUGUAUCUCUUGCAGUUUACAUCUUACUCUACAUUUGUUCAGCUGCUGUGGUUCUUCUAACAGUUUGUGGAAAUCUGCUCGUCAUCAUCUCUGUUUUUCAUUUCAAACACCUUCAUACACCAACAAACACACUUGUGCUCUCUCUGGCUGUGUCAGAUUUUCUCAUUGGCACUCUACUACUGCCGUCAAUGUUGAUCUGGACGAUUGAAUCAUGCUGGAUUUUUGGAAGAGAUUUGUGUACUGGUGUAUGGUUAAUUGGUGGUCUCCUUUUUCUUGUAUCUAUCUAUAAUAUUGCUCUGAUCUCCGUGGAUCGAUAUUUCGCUCUCUCAAAGCCAUUUCUUUACACAAACAAAAUCUCUAGGAAGAUGAUGUGCACUGUAGUUUAUUGUAACUGGUUUGUGUGUCUGGCAUAUAACAUAGCAUUCUAUUAUUUUAAUGGAAACUUCACAAAUUAUUUAAUUUGUCCUGGACAGUGCUAUUACUUUCUAAAAGAGGCCUGGACUAUAAUUGACCUUGUAAUAAUGUUAAUAUUUCCACUUUCUGUCAUAAUCAUAUUGUAUACUCUGGUUUUUGUAAUUGCUAAGAAACAUGCCACUGCUAUCAGGGAGCUUAAUAAUCAAACACAGCCAAAAACACAGAAAAGCUCCUCACACUCAGUUAAAUCUGAGAGAAAAGCAGCUAAAAUCCUUGGCAUUUUAGUGUCUGUGUUCUUGGCCUGUUUACUCCCAUAUUUCCUUUGCAGUAUAUUUGGAAAUGUCAUUAAAAUACCAGCAGAUGCAUUUCGUAAGGUCAUGAUCUUGGUUUAUCUUAACUCCAGCAUUAAUCCAUUUAUUUAUGGUCUGUUUUACCCGUGGUUUAGGAAGUGCAUUAAAUUAAUUAUAACUUUGCGGAUAUUUCAAAAAGACUCGGAAUUAAUCAAUGUUCUUUCAUAA
Clarias gariepinus (North African catfish) is the source of this 993-nucleotide messenger RNA. Its product is annotated as trace amine-associated receptor 13c-like. The record is from RefSeq and is a predicted model, not a curated record. The coding region runs from base 1 to 993 and encodes 330 amino acids. NCBI's taxonomy places the organism in Eukaryota, Metazoa, Chordata, Actinopteri, Siluriformes, Clariidae. The transcript has a single exon. Gene Ontology annotation, cellular component: membrane. Gene Ontology annotation, molecular function: trace-amine receptor activity. Gene Ontology annotation, biological process: G protein-coupled receptor signaling pathway.